UGUACACCCAGACACACCCACUUUCCUUAUCUGAUCUUCUUCUAUAUGGGAAACGCAAUGUUAAUCCCAUGCUUUCACCCAAACCCUAAUUCAUCUUCUUCUUCAUCCUCAGUGAAACUUGUAUUCUGGGAAGGAACCACGAGGACACUCACCGGCAAGAAGCACAUCGCCGGAGAGAUCAUGUUCCAGUUUCCGGAAAUGAUGGUGUGUCACGCCGACUCCUUCUUCAUCGGCCAACCCAUACCGGCGCUCUCCAUCGACGAUGAGCUCAUGCUAGGGCAAACCUACUUUGUCCUCCCCAUUGACCGGUUCGGGUGCGGCGUGCUCUCCGCCGCCUCCCUCGCCGCCCUCGGGUCAUGCCCUAGCCGGUCCCCAAUAAAGUUUGGGCAGUGCCCGUUUGAGUACCUGAAGGGAUCCAAUGGAAGGGCUCUGAUAAAAGUCAAGCCAGAGUUCAUCACGAGGCUAAUUGUUGAAGGAGAUCAAAGUAAAGAUGACAAAGAGAUUAUUAUCACUGGUGAGAAUAAUAAUAGUAAUGAUAAUAGUCCAAGUAAGAGCUUCCUUUGUAGUACUCCAGAAUUGCAGAAGCAUUAUGAACAACUUGUGAGGUCAAAGGACCAAGUUUGGUCACCUAAACUUGAGACUAUUUCUGAACAUAAGAUCAGGUUCUCACCAUGCAGAUUCAUCGGAUUAGAGUGGAAAGAGAAAGAAAAAUCAGAGAGUAAUGUUUACUAGCAGCCACCAGCCCCGUUUGAUCUUAUCUGUAUUUCAACUUCGUGUAAAUUAAUGAUGACUAGAUAAAUACAUAUAUAAAGUUACAUGAAGAAUCUCUUCUUGUUUCUGCUGGUUUUUUAGCUUAUAGAACAAAAGAAUUAAGCUCUGAGUUCGAUUUU
Neltuma alba is the source of this 890-nucleotide messenger RNA. RefSeq lists its product as uncharacterized. The record is from RefSeq and is a predicted model, not a curated record. NCBI's taxonomy places the organism in Eukaryota, Viridiplantae, Streptophyta, Magnoliopsida, Fabales, Fabaceae. The transcript has a single exon. Bases 46 to 732 code for a protein of 228 amino acids.